AUGUUGAAUUUUAUUCUUUUGCAAAAUAGACAAGGAAAAACCAGAUUUUCUAAAUGGUACAUUAAUUGCAAUGAAACCAAACAAAAGAAAAUAGAAAGGGAUAUUAAUAAAAUUUUAAUAAAUAGAAGCAGAUCUUAUGCAAAUAUAUUUAUCUAUGAGAAUUUUAAAAUUGUUUAUAGACUAUAUGCAGGUUUAUAUUUUGUUGUAUGUAUUGAAAAUGAAAACGAAUUAUAUAUAUUAGAAUUUAUUCAUUUUAUGGCACAAUUAUUAGACAACUUUUUUACAAAUGUUUGUGAGUUAGAUUUAUUAUUUAAUUUUCAUUUUCUAUAUUAUUUUUUUGACAAUAUUAUAUUAGGAGGAUAUAUAUACGAAGUAAAUAAAAAUAUAAUAUUAGAUAAAAUAAAUAAAAUUAAAAAGUUAAUAUAA
Molecule: messenger RNA, 426 nt
Organism: Plasmodium gallinaceum
Lineage: Eukaryota; Apicomplexa; Aconoidasida; Haemosporida; Plasmodiidae
Product: AP-2 complex subunit sigma, putative
Exons: 3
Coding region: 1-426 (141 amino acids)
Biological process (GO): intracellular protein transport; vesicle-mediated transport
Cellular component (GO): membrane coat; intracellular membrane-bounded organelle
Source: RefSeq, a predicted model, not a curated record